This is a messenger RNA of Hemisphaericaspora subhashii, 462 nucleotides long. RefSeq lists its product as uncharacterized. NCBI's taxonomy places the organism in Eukaryota, Fungi, Ascomycota, Pichiomycetes, Serinales, Debaryomycetaceae. The transcript has 2 exons. The record is from RefSeq and is a predicted model, not a curated record. Bases 1 to 462 code for a protein of 153 amino acids.
AUGCCUAUCGAAUAUUGUAUUUCCUUAAGCGAUAAUGAAGAUAAUGAUAUCUCUGAUGGGUUUGUUGCUAUUAAUCCUGAAGGUGAGAGCGGGUAUGGAGUUAGUAAUCUCGGUGCUGGUUACUCUGUUGGCCGUAGUUUGGACACUGCUCGCUAUUCCAACAGAAGGAGACUUGGUCCAUCUGCACCUCGUCCUACCUACUCUAGUAGGGAAGAGUUGACAGCGGUAGCGAAUGUCGAGCCCAGCAAUGAUACAACUUUCCAGUUGAGGGAAUCCUGGAAAAAGGAAAUUAGAUAUGCACUUGUCCUGGCUUACCAAAAUUUCCAUUUUAAAAAGGUCAACCUUGCCUGUCAAACUGAGACAGUUGAAGCAGGUCCUAAAGCCUAUAUUGGGGGAUUAAAGAUUAUCCCUUGGACCCUGAUUAUUUCAUAUUCACUGAAAACACUCAGAUCCAUAAUAUGA